AUGGGAAGCUAUUUGUCGCGCGACACCGGUGAGGCGGACGAGCUUCGGGCGACGCUGACGGAGCUUCAGAAGAAGCUCGAGGAGGCCACGGAGCAGGCGACUAGCAAAGACGAGCAGAUCAAGAAGCUGCAGGCACAGGCGGACGAAUCGUCGACGUCGUCAACUUCCCUGACCGCGAGCCAUGCCAAGGAGAAGGCCGAGCUCACCGCAAAUGUCGAAAGCGCAAAGAAGGAGGCUGCCGCCGCCCGGAGCGAGCGCGAUGCUCUGGUGUCGACGCACGAGGCCGAGGUGACGCAGCUCAAGACGGACCUGACGACGGCCACGACAAAACACCAGGAGCUCGAGGCGGCGCACGCCGCUGCUUCUUCGAAGACUGCCGAGCUCGAGGCCAACGUGGCCCAGCUGUCGACCGACCUGACGGCGGCAAAGGCAAGCCUGGCCGAGGCGGAGGAGGAGGCGGAGAAGAAGGCUGCGGCCGCCGCUGCGGCAGCCAAGGCUGCCGAGGCGGACAAGACAGCCGCUGCCGCUGCUUCUGCUGAGGUCGUCCAACUCAAGGCGCAGCUCGAGGCCGAGAAGAAGAACGUCGCGGUCGCUACGGCAUCGGCUACGUCGGCCAGUGAGGCCUCUGCCGCUCAGAUUGCCGACCUCAAGGCCCAGAUUCAAGCCCUCAACACCAAGCUGGCUGCAGCCGAGAGCAGUGCUUCUGCCGCCGCUGCUCAGGUCGAGGAGCUCAAGGCGCAGGUUGCGGCGGAGAAGAAGGCCUCUGAGGCUGCCGCUGCCUCUGCCACAUCCGCCACCGAGGCAUCCGCUGCCCAGGUCGCCGAUCUCAAGGCCCAGAUUGAAACCCUUACAGGCAAGCUGAGCACGGCUGAGAGCAGCGCCACGGCCACCCAGACCGAGCUGGCCGAGGCCAAGGCUGCGCUUGCCGCGGCCAAGGCUGAGACGGAGAAGGCGCAGGCUGAGGUUGCGACCAAGGCCAGCGCUGUUGCUGCCGCCGAGUCAUCGCUCGAGGACGAGAAGACUGCGCAUGCGUCCUCCAAGGAGGACCUGGAGAAGGAAGUAGCAGCCCACGCGACGUCCAAGGCGGAUCUUGAGAAGGAGGUCGCGGCACAUGCUGCUGCCAAGGCCGACCUGGAGAAGGAGGUCGCUGCCCACAAGGGGACCACCAGCGCCAUCGAGGCUGAGAAGGCGGCACACGCCGCCACCAAGUCGGACCUCGAGAAGGAGGCUGCUGCGCAUAAGGAGACGAAGGCGGCGCACGACUCGACCAAGUCGAAGCUGACGGCCUCACAGGCCAAGGAAGCUGAGCUGGCUGCUCACGUGACCACCCUGACAGCGGCGGCGGCUGCGGCCAAGAAGGAGAGCAUCGGCGAGAACAAGGAGAACAAAGCGCCGGCCGUCGACGAGAUCAAGGAAGUUGAGGCCGAGGCGGUUGCCGCAGAGUAG
Messenger RNA from Sporothrix brasiliensis 5110, 1446 nucleotides. RefSeq lists its product as uncharacterized. The coding region runs from base 1 to 1446 and encodes 481 amino acids. NCBI's taxonomy places the organism in Eukaryota, Fungi, Ascomycota, Sordariomycetes, Ophiostomatales, Ophiostomataceae. The record is from RefSeq and is a predicted model, not a curated record. The transcript has a single exon.